This is a messenger RNA of Impatiens glandulifera, 594 nucleotides long. RefSeq names its product stress-associated endoplasmic reticulum protein 2-like. Bases 155 to 361 code for a protein of 68 amino acids. Gene Ontology annotation, cellular component: endoplasmic reticulum. The transcript is spliced from 3 exons. Lineage: Eukaryota; Viridiplantae; Streptophyta; Magnoliopsida; Ericales; Balsaminaceae. The record is from RefSeq and is a predicted model, not a curated record. Gene Ontology annotation, biological process: endoplasmic reticulum unfolded protein response.
GCUAUAAAAUAAGGAAUGAGUCUUAACUUGCCUGCCUGCCUGCCGUAGCUACUGGACCUUGACGCGUUUCCUUCUUCUCGGACUCGCCGACAAUCGGAAGAGUAUUUGAAGAUCUCGUCUCCAUCCCACACUUUUAGAUCUCGCUCAUAACACAAUGACAACUUCAAGGCGUCUAGCUGAUAGGAAGGUGGAGAAGUUUGACAAGAACAUCAAGAGGAGAGGGGCAGUGCCUGAAACGACAGCAAAGAAAGGAAACUCUUACCCGGUUGGACCUGUUGUUCUUGGCUUCUUCAUAUUUGUGGUCAUUGGAUCUUCUUUGUUUCAGAUAAUCAGGACGGCAACAACUGGAGCCAUAUCUUGAUGACAUGGAGCUUCCCUACUUACUAUACUACUACCCCUUUUGGAAAAGAUGUUUUUGACAUUUAUAAGCUUUUAGUUUCUGGGUUUGUGUUAAGAGUUUAAAUUUAAAUUAUGUUCUUCUCCCAUGACACUGUCUAUCAUCCAUAACUCAUCUCAUAAUACUCUUUGUUUCUUCAUUUGCUUUGUUUACUAAAAUCAAUAAGCACUUUAUCAAAGUUUUUAUUUAAAUAUUUU